AUGUUUCCUGGUAAUGUUGAUUUUGCAACAGUUGAAUCAUUAUCAUUAGCACGUGAGGUAGAUCCAUCAGGUAUCCCAAUGAUUGGUGUUAUAACAAAAUCAGAUCUUGCUUCUAACCAUGAUAUAUUGGUACAACAAUUGUUAAUGGAAAAAUGUGAUGUACAGAAACUAACUCUAGGAUUUGUUGCCGUUCGUAAUCGUAGUACAGACGAAAAAAUGACUCUAGAAGAUGCACGUAAACGUGAAAAGGAAUUUUUUCAUCAACAUCCAGCUUCGACUAUUGCUGGAUGGCAUUGCCUUGGUAUUAAUGUAGUUAUCAAUCGUUUAGCUGGGUGUAUAUUCUGA
This is a messenger RNA of Rotaria sp. Silwood2, 345 nucleotides long. NCBI's taxonomy places the organism in Eukaryota, Metazoa, Rotifera, Eurotatoria, Philodinida, Philodinidae. The record is from the annotation of a GenBank genome assembly.